Acytostelium subglobosum LB1 is the source of this 660-nucleotide messenger RNA. RefSeq lists its product as hypothetical. NCBI's taxonomy places the organism in Eukaryota, Evosea, Eumycetozoa, Acytosteliales, Acytosteliaceae. The record is from RefSeq and is a predicted model, not a curated record. Gene Ontology annotation, biological process: Golgi organization; intracellular protein transport; endoplasmic reticulum to Golgi vesicle-mediated transport. The annotation marks the transcript as partial. The transcript is spliced from 3 exons. Gene Ontology annotation, cellular component: Golgi apparatus; endoplasmic reticulum; COPII-coated ER to Golgi transport vesicle.
AUGAGAUCAAUAGUGAUAGUUUGUUUGUUGGCAGUCAUUGCCAUCCAGGCAGCUCAUUCAUUCAUGUUUGAGGUGCGUCCUGCUGAGGAGAAGUGUUUGGUCGAGGAGUUCAGAAGAGACACUCUGGUCAAGGGUUCAUACGAUAUCUCUGAUAAACUGUCAAAGAACAUUGCCUAUCCAACAGAGUUGAUCAUGCAAAGCAUGCAGAUGAAGGUCUAUAUUCGUGAUGCACAUGGAUCAUUGUUGCAUGACAACCAAGAUGCCAAGAGCAGCAACUUUGCCUUCACUGCCCAUGAGGCCGGUGAAUACCUCUUCUGUUUCUUGGACGCUUACAGACCACAUGCAUCAGUUAUGCCACUGAGCAGAACAGUUAGAUUGGAGAUCAAGAGUGGAGCAGAGGCACAUGACUACACUGAUCUGAUCACCAAGGGUACACUCAAGCCAUCAGAGGUUGAGUUGAAGAAGAUUGAGGACUCUGUCGACUCUAUCAAGAAUGAGCUCAUGUACAUGAAGGGCAGAGAGGAGACCAUGAGAAACACAAACGAAUCGACAAACUCUAGAGUUGCAUGGUUGGCCAUCUUUUGUAUCUUUGUCCUGAUUGGCACUGCCACCUUCCAGAUCACCUACCUGAAGAGAUAUUUCAAGCAGAGGAAGUUAAUC